UUACGACGCUUUCGGAGAAAUUCGACUAAUUUCACUUCAAUGAUUUCAUUCCACAAAUUCCACAACGAUACCACACAGCCUGUAAACUCAUCUCAUUCAACUUCAUUCCAAACCAUCUCUCCAACAUUUCACGUGAAUUUUCGUGUUCUAUUUUCUCUGUUUUUCCGCGAUUUACAAGCAAAAGACUCCCCAAUGGUUGGCGGCAGGAAAAAGAAGGCUGUGGAAGAUAAAAAGAAUGAGCCAGAACCGAAGAAAGGGCGCUUUCCCGGCGUGAAGAAAUUGGAACUUCCCCUACCGGAGAGACCGAAAGUGAAGGGAAAUGUUCUGGCGUGCGGGCAGAAUGAUGUGGGACAGUUGGGUCUUGGAGAAGAUGUUCAGGAGAAAACUCGUCCGGCUCUUGUGGGUGGAUUGAAGAAUGUCGUAGAUGUACGUGCUGGCGGGAUGCAUUCGCUCUGUCUAACGGCUACAGGAGAAGUAUGGUCAUUCGGAUGCAAUGACGAGGGAGCCCUGGGGCGUGAUACAUCCGAGGAGGGUUCAGAAAUGAUUCCCGGACGUGUUAAAUUGCCGGAGAAGUGCUUAAAAAUCUCCGCCGGAGAUUCCCAUUCAGCGUGCCUUCUGGAAAGUGGACACGUAUACGCGUGGGGUUCAUUUAGGGAUUCCCACGGUAGUAUGGGCCUCACACUCGAGGGCAAUAAGCGUGAACCCAUCGCCCUUCUGCCUGAUGUGCUUGUCGCAGACAUCGCCUCCGGGGCUGAUCAUCUGGUCAUCCUCGCAAGUGAAGGGAAAAUCUACACGGUGGGUUGUGCCGAGCAGGGACAACUCGGCCGUGUGUCGAACCGAACGGCAUCCGGGGAAUCACGUCGCGGGAAGAAGGACUUGCUGAUGCCCGAGGCUGUGGUAUCACUCAAAACUAGACUCAUUGAGGCUAUAUGGACAACAAAUUUUGCCACUUUCUACCAGGACCAUGCAACAAAGGGCAUUUAUGCUUUCGGUCUGAACAACUACAAUCAACUGGCUAUGCCCGAAAAGUUGCGAAAAAGGACGUUGCUUUACACUCCAACUCGCACAGAGAUUAGCAAUGUGAAAGACUUGAGUGGCGGACAGCAUCAUACACUGGUUGUUAAAGAUGAUAAUCAGUGUCAUGUGAUUGGGCGCAAGGAAUACGGAAGACUUGGGUUGGGUGAAAAGACGGACGAUGCAGUAGAAUUGACACAAAUCACUGAGCUGCAAAAGUAUUCAAUUGCUGCCGUCAGCUGUGGCGAUUCUCAGAGCUUUGCCCUCACCACGGACGGGAAGGUCUUUGGCUGGGGCAUGGGGAGCAGCCAUCAGCUCGGCUUGGGCUCAGACACGGACGUUUUUGUGCCCACCCAGCUAACCGGGCAACAGGUGUUGGGUAAGAAAGUCCUACGGGUGGAUAGUGGAGGGCAACACACAAUCUUCCUCGUUGAGGAUUCCACUGCCAAGGCGUCAGGAGACACCGCAAGUGUGCCAGUCGAGAAGCGCAAUGGCACAGCUGAGGGCUCCAAGGCAAAAAAGGGUAGCAAGAAGUAGGAAAGGUAUCACGAAUUAUAAUUUAAUUUUCCUUUUUGAGUUUUUUUGUUCAAUAAUUUUCUCUAUCAAAUAUGAAGUUUGAUUUUUUUCUUUCCCGAAUUAUUAAGUCAUUAUUUCCCAAAGUGUGAAAUAAAAAAAAAACGUAGUUAAACUGCCUUUGGGCGAAAA
Lutzomyia longipalpis is the source of this 1719-nucleotide messenger RNA. Its product is annotated as regulator of chromosome condensation-like. The record is from RefSeq and is a predicted model, not a curated record. Bases 40 to 1551 code for a protein of 503 amino acids. Gene Ontology annotation, cellular component: cytoplasm. NCBI's taxonomy places the organism in Eukaryota, Metazoa, Arthropoda, Insecta, Diptera, Psychodidae. The transcript has 4 exons. Gene Ontology annotation, molecular function: guanyl-nucleotide exchange factor activity.